CUUAGUACAGUGACGUGUACGGUAAGAAUGGACCCCGUGCUGUACGUUGUCGCCGCCGCGCUGCUGGCUGUGCUGCUCUUCUUUAUUACCCGGAUCAGAGGGCAGGCGGAGCAAGCCGACCAAGAGCACCAGCAAAAUGUGGCGACGGCAGCAGUCAGACCGCGGCCUCUUCCGGAGCAGCGUGCGGACGGGAUGCCGAGGAGAAGGGUGAACCGGAACAUGCUGGCCCAGAGACGAGCGCAGCGCCUGGAGGAGGAGAGAGAAGCAGCGCUGGAGGAAACCCGCGAUGACGACGAUGAUGAGGAGAGUCCGGCCGCUCAGGCUCCGGGGAAGAUCGGAGCCAAAAAACAGAAGAAACUGGAGGAAAAGCAGGCAAGAAAAGCACAACGGGAGGCUGAAGAAACUGAAAGAGAAGAACGCAAGAAACAGGAAAUGAAACGGGAAGAGGAGAGACGCAAAGAUGAUGAGAGGAUCCGGCAGGAGGAGGAAAAGCAGGAGGAAGAAAAGAAGAAAGCCAAGGAGGAGCAGGAGAAGCGGGAGUAUGAGGAGUACCUGAAGCUGAAGGAGAGCUUCGUGGUGGAGGAGGAAGGGGUGGCCGAGACCAUGGACGAGGACCAGACCCGCAGUUUUCUCACAGAGUUCAUUACCUACAUUAAGGCUUCAAAGGUGGUGAUUCUUGAAGAUCUGGGGGCACACUUCGGACUCAGAGCUCAGGACGCCAUCAGCAGGAUACAGGACUUACUGGCCGACGGCUCCAUUACUGGUGUGAUUGACGACAGGGGGAAGUUCAUCUACAUCACGGAGGAGGAGAUGACGGCGGUGGCGCAGUUCAUCCGUCAGAGGGGGCGCGUCUCCAUCUCCGAGCUCGCACAGGCCACAAACAAGCUGAUCAACCUGAACCCCGAGCCCUGUCCGGCUCCACUGGGAGUGGCUUAAGGACUGCGGUGUGUGUGGAGUAGACUGACCUGGUACCUGUUCAUGUGAGGGAUCACCAGCAUUAAAAGACUCCAAUCAUC
Molecule: messenger RNA, 1016 nt
Organism: Bufo bufo (common toad)
Lineage: Eukaryota; Metazoa; Chordata; Amphibia; Anura; Bufonidae
Gene: DDRGK1
Product: DDRGK domain containing 1
Exons: 9
Coding region: 28-936 (302 amino acids)
Source: RefSeq, a predicted model, not a curated record